This is a messenger RNA of Priapulus caudatus, 1104 nucleotides long. Its product is annotated as putative nuclease HARBI1. The transcript has a single exon. Bases 1 to 1104 code for a protein of 367 amino acids. The record is from RefSeq and is a predicted model, not a curated record. NCBI's taxonomy places the organism in Eukaryota, Metazoa, Priapulida, Priapulimorpha, Priapulimorphida, Priapulidae.
AUGGCUGAGCUCCGCAUGGAAGAUCAAGCAUCCUUCUUCAACUUCCUGAGGAUGCCUCCGGAGAUGUUCGAUGAACUGCUUGUCAGAAUUGGGCCGAGAAUCCAGAAGCAGGACACCCGAUACAGAAAAGCACUUGAACCAGGACUGAAACUGGCAAUCACCAUAAGGCAUCUAGCAUCGGGUGAUAAAUAUCCCUCACUUCAGUAUGACUUCAGAGUGGCCCGCAACACCAUAUCGCUGUUGGUUCCAGAGGUGUGCCAGGCUAUUGUAGAAGAACACAAAGAGGAGGUCAUUUCGUGUCCUACGAUGCCAGAAGAAUGGCAUGCCAUUGCCGAAGAUUUCCGGAAAAAAUGGAAUGUGCCCCAUGCCUGCGGUGCCAUCGACGGAAAACAUGUGGCCAUCAGAUGCCCACGGAACUCUGGCUCAUUGUAUCAUACCUAUAAGGGCUUCUUUUCCGUGGUGCUUAUGGCUUUGGUGGAUGCCGACUACAAGUUUGUGUGGAUAGACGUGGGUGGAUACGGGUCACAGUCAGACGCUCAAAUCUACAACGAAUCGGAAUUGAAAGACUGUCUAGAAGAUGGAUCCAUUGGCUUUCCUGAUCCAGAUCCACUGCCGAACGAUGACAGGAACAUGCCGUACUUUUUCCUGGGAGACGAUGCUUUUGGACUGAGAACAUACCUUAUGAAGCCAUACUCACACCGCGGCAAGACAAGGGAAGAGAUGAUCACCAACUACAGGAUCUCCAGAGGGAGACGCGUGGUCGAAAAUGCAUUCGGCAUACUGGCCCAGAGAUGGCAGCUUCUACUCACAACCAUGCAGCAAACUCCCAAGACAGUGAGCCUCAUCAUCGAGGCUUGCGUCUGCCUUCAUAACCUCAUGAGAAUACGCUACCCAGGCCUUCAGAAUGCACAGCUUGACAAUGAAGACGAGCAACAUUACAUGGUGCCAGGACUCUGGAGAGAAACAGCAAAUAUGCACGAUGUCAAUCGAGUGACCGGCCCGAACCGUGACAGCGUGGCCGCAAAGAAGCAGAGAGAGUACCUGAAACUGUACUUUAAUAGUCCGACAGGAUCUGUGCCAUGGCAGGACCGUAUGAUAAUGUGA